CGCCGAUGCGGCCACUCUGCUCUCACGGUACUCGAAAUUGUGAGAAAAGAAAUGAAAGAAUAUAAAAAAAAAACACAAGCUAAACACACCGCACUUACGCCCCAAAGAAGUUCCCAUGCGCCCGCGCGCUGAUAACGCAAGUCUGAGAAUCUGAGUCCAGUUCCGCUCCGAAUCUGAAACGAAAACUGAACUGAGUAGCUCGGUCGGGAAAUGGGAAUUGAUAUAUAGCGGGCGUCGUCGUAGCUCAGAACAAAUAACUCAUAGCUCUCGAAGCGUGAACGUCGCUGUCGUCGAGUUUCCGCAUUCAAAUCGAGCACUGAAAACAGAAACAUACUAAACAAUAUACGUACUCUCCGGAAUCUAAUGUUCGCCCGUUAGCCGGAUUCUAAAUUAAAUCAAUUGUGAAAAUUCAAUAAGUCAACGAUGGAGGCAAAUGGCGAUACUAGCGCCUGCAAUGGGUAUUCGGACAAGCAGCGGAAGGAUGUGCGCGUCUGGUGCGAUGGAUGCUAUGAUAUGGUGCACUUCGGGCAUGCCAAUUCCCUGCGACAAGCCAAAGCUCUUGGCGAUAAGGUAAUUGUGGGCAUUCACACCGACGAGGAGAUCACCAAACACAAGGGACCACCGGUCUUCACCGAGGAGGAGCGCGUCAAGAUGGUCAAGGGCAUCAAAUGGGUGGAUGAGGUGGUGCUCGGUGCUCCGUAUGUGACCACACUGAAGGUGCUCGACCAGAACAACUGUGAUUUCUGUGUGCAUGGAGAUGACAUUACCAUGACAGCCGAAGGAGUGGACACAUAUCAUUUGGUCAAAUCAGCCAAUCGCUACAAGGAAGUAAAACGCACAGCUGGAGUCUCGACCACUGACCUUGUGGGCCGCAUGUUGCUCCUGACACGCAACCACUUCCGUCAGGGAUCCGCCGAAUAUGAUAUCGAGAAAGAAGUGUCAAUUUUAAAACGCCAAAUAAAAUCCCAUCCAGGUUCUUCGAACAUGGGUCAAGAUUCAGCAGCCAAAAGUCCGUGGACCGGUUGUAGUCAGUUCCUGCCGACUACCCAAAAGAUCAUACAGUUCAGUGAUGGCAAGUCACCGAAUCCCGGCGAUAAGAUUGUUUAUGUGGCUGGCGCCUUCGAUCUCUUCCAUGUGGGUCACCUGGACUUUCUGGAAAAGGCUAAGAAACUGGGUGACUACCUGAUCGUUGGCCUGCACACAGAUCCAGUGGUGAACUCCUACAAGGGCAGCAACUAUCCCAUUAUGAAUCUGCACGAGCGCGUGCUCAGUGUUUUGGCCUGCAAGUUUGUCAAUGAGGUAGUAAUUGGAGCUCCCUACUGCGUCACCGAAGAGCUGCUUGAGCACUUCAAAAUCGAUGUUGUCUGCCAUGGACGCACGCCCAUUGCGCUGGAGAAUGGCAAGAUCGAUCCGUAUGCCGUUCCCAAGACGCGAGCUAUCUUUGAGCUGAUCGAUUCCGGCAACGAGAUGACCACGGAGCGCAUCGUGGAGCGCAUCAUCUCGCACCGACUGGAAUAUGAGCGUCGCAAUCAGGCCAAAGAGAAGAAGGAAAUCGAAGCCUUUGAGGCACUUCAACGCCAAAAACAGACCCAAAAGGCCGGCUAGCCGGAACCAGAUUCCGACCUCUCACACUAGACGAAUGUUUUUUAUUUUCUAGUUGCGUUCUUUUAGUUUGUUUUGUUUAGUUUGUCUUGUUUAGUUUGUCGUCCCCCGAUAAGAUGGCGCUUAUAUUUCUUGUUGCGUUAAAAGCGAAGCGACGCUGCCUGAGGAUUCAGCGCACCGCUCUCUCUAGUACAAUUUUAGAAUAUCUGCACAUGCGCGCCACUUAGAAAGCCUUAAUGAUAUAAGGUUAUACACAUAAUUAUAUAUUUAAAAUCUAAAUUUUAUGUAUGUAAGCUCAAAAUUUGUAAAUUCCCCUUAGUAUGCUGUAAGUGUGAGGAACAGCACAAUUGUACGAAUAACAAUGAUAAACUGUGACAUGUUAUCCAAAUUGAAAA
This is a messenger RNA of Drosophila simulans, 1997 nucleotides long. It is a transcript of the gene Pect, whose product is annotated as ethanolamine-phosphate cytidylyltransferase. Gene Ontology annotation, cellular component: cytoplasm. The record is from RefSeq and is a predicted model, not a curated record. Gene Ontology annotation, molecular function: ethanolamine-phosphate cytidylyltransferase activity. Bases 424 to 1605 code for a protein of 393 amino acids. The transcript is spliced from 7 exons. Lineage: Eukaryota; Metazoa; Arthropoda; Insecta; Diptera; Drosophilidae. Gene Ontology annotation, biological process: phosphatidylethanolamine biosynthetic process.